Saccharomyces eubayanus is the source of this 2172-nucleotide messenger RNA. It is a transcript of the gene ECM27, whose product is annotated as Ecm27p. Lineage: Eukaryota; Fungi; Ascomycota; Saccharomycetes; Saccharomycetales; Saccharomycetaceae. The coding region runs from base 1 to 2172 and encodes 723 amino acids. The record is from RefSeq and is a predicted model, not a curated record. Gene Ontology annotation, molecular function: monoatomic cation transmembrane transporter activity. Gene Ontology annotation, biological process: intracellular calcium ion homeostasis; transmembrane transport; monoatomic cation transport. The transcript has a single exon. Gene Ontology annotation, cellular component: membrane.
AUGGACUGGGCAAUCAAAGUGGCCCAUCCGGAAUUACUGUACGGGGACCCUAAAUUGUCGAUAGCGUUUAUUGUGCCGAGCCUGUUACACAUCAUCAUAGCGUUCGUGUUACUAGGCAUCUGCGCGUCUGACUUUCUUUGCCCCAAUGUGGCCCAUAUUUCAGACCCCAACAGUCUUCGAUCGAAUGGUUCGUUAGUAGCGAAACCAGCGUCCCAUGCUUCUCAUACGGGGGCCUUAAUGGCGAUUCUGCUGUCAUGGUGUAAUUCUUCACCUGACCUGUUCUCAAACCUGGUGAGCUGGGCGACCUCUACCAGAGAAACAAGGUCUGCUUCAGCAUCGCUCUCUAUCGGCGAAGUGCUAGGUGCGUGCGGAAUCAUCAUGUGCAUCGUGGAAGGUUCCAUCUUCAUGAUUAUGUCCAGAACCCAGAUUGAAAUCUCGCAGAUCCAAAAACUUUCUAUUAUUAGGGAUUUGGUAUUCACUUUGGUCGCCAUGUGCAUGAUGAGUUACAUUUCUUUUAUGAACCAGGUCACUGUGCUAAAUUGCCUUUUAAUGGUUUUUCUUUACGCAUUUUAUUUAGUCGUUAAACUGACUUUUAAAUUCAAUCAUUCCCCAGAACCCGCUGCUAACGUUGGUGCUGACUCGGACCUCAGGGAGAACUCUGUCUCUCCGUCUUCAGAUGACUCGCUUAUGGCCUCAGGCCUACUACCGCCUGUACAGCCCGGCUUUGACGUGUCUAAUUCUUUAACACACGGCAUCAAGCCAAGUUUACUAUCUGCCAUGGAUUUUAAUAGUUUCUUAUCAAUGCUCGAAAACUCGUCCAUGGAGGAAGAUGACUCAAGGAAUGAAAUGGCUGAACUAACUACCUUGCGUAGCCUCACACCAGCUAAAUACUGGCCCGCUAUUACAACAGCUGCUGCUGGCGCGGCUGAACGACCCUUUAGUGAGCCAACAAACGGCUUUGGGCAAUAUGCUGAUUCUGAUAGAGCCAUAAAUAGUUCUCCUGCAAUGUUCGCUCCUUACCACGAUAACUCUGACGACGAAGAAUCUGAAGAACGGACAUCACUAGAACCCCCAAUACAUGAUCACUUCAGGACACGGGAGAUGCGACGAAUCUCAAAGAAAUCUGCAGGUUGGAUCUUAAAAAUAUUUUUACCACAUUUGUCGAAUUUUUCUCAAAAAUCUACCUCAGAUGCGAUAUUCUCCAUUAUCACCAUUCCAUUUUUCAUUGUGUUCAAAUUAUCAUGCCCACAACCACCUACAGAUAUGCUCAGUUAUGACGCUACCCUAAACAAAUAUUCUUUAACAACUUUGCCCAUAGUUUUGUUAUUUAUUCAGUCGGUUACUGCGCCAUUCCUCUUUUGCAAUACGCUUUCUGUUCUUCUGGCCGCCCAUCUGGGAUAUUUCGUUUAUCUUCUCCCUUUUAUUGUAUCCCUUGGUUUAAUUCUACUAUUAACGGUGUUUAUCACAAAGGUAAAUUUGCAUAAUAAAUUCACUCUAUCGUUAGAUAGCUCGAAUAUUCUACAAGAAAAACUACAAAAAAGAAAGUUACUCGAAAGACUCAAUACCUGCAUCCAGGUGAUUUUCUUGGCCGUCGGGAUAAUAAAUAUUAUACUAUGGAUAUCCCUUUUAGCCAACUGUCUUAUUGAAAUGAUGGAAAUAUAUCAACAAAUAUUGGGAUUAUCGAAAGCCAUACUGGGCCUAACUAUUUUUGCAUGGGGUAAUUCAAUUGGUGAUCUGAUCUCCAAUAUUUCCAUGUGCAGGCUUUACAAGACGCAAACUCAUCAUCAAGAAAGGAUACACUUGGCAACGAAGUUUUUCAUGAUAUCAUGUGCAUCUUGUUUGGGUGGUGUAAUGCUAAACUCCAUGGGCGGUAUAGGUUUCAGUGGGCUAGUUGCAAUGCUUUUUAUUGGCGUUUUUAAUGAUAACGACUGGUGGUUUUUAAGAAAAGUCAAAUUACAAGAGCCGAGCCAACUUGACGAUGGAUUAAAUUACAAAUUCGUCGUUUCUUGCAUUUUCAUUAUCCUACAGAUUAUUCUCUUGCUUCUAUUCUUUGGCGGACCGAAGGAUAUUAAGCGAUACCUCGCAAGAGAUAUGAAGUUAGUCGGAAUGUGUAUGUGCGGGUUAUGGGCACUCGCCACUUUAAUUAAUGUACUUCUAGAGCUUUUUCAGUAG